Messenger RNA from Aspergillus aculeatinus CBS 121060, 390 nucleotides. RefSeq names its product DUF4267 domain-containing protein. The transcript has a single exon. The coding region runs from base 1 to 390 and encodes 129 amino acids. The record is from RefSeq and is a predicted model, not a curated record. Lineage: Eukaryota; Fungi; Ascomycota; Eurotiomycetes; Eurotiales; Aspergillaceae.
AUGCCGCUCUCCCAACACACCGCGCUCCCCCACGUCGCCAACGCCUUCGGCACCAUCUUCAUCGGGUUCGGGGUCAACGCGCUUCUCCGCCCCGAGCAUGCCUUGACCUUCUUCGAAUGGGCACCCCCCACCACACUCCCCGAGCAACAAUUGGUCAAGAGCCUCGUCCACAUCUACGGUGUCCGCGAUAUAUUCAUGGGUCUCGCCAUUUACGCCGCCUCCUUCUACGGGACGCGAAAGUCGCUUGGGUGGACGUUGCUGGCUGGGAGUGCGGUGGCCUAUGCCGAUGGGGCGGUCUGUUGGACAUGGGGGCAGGGACAAUGGGGUCACUGGGGUUAUGCACCGUUGAUCACGGCGGUCGGCGCUGUGCUGGCUGGGCUUUUGGACUGA